This is a messenger RNA of Miscanthus lutarioriparius, 1794 nucleotides long. The record is from the annotation of a GenBank genome assembly. Lineage: Eukaryota; Viridiplantae; Streptophyta; Magnoliopsida; Poales; Poaceae.
AUGGCCGUGUCAUUCGUUCACCUUGCCAUGCUCCUCUCCUUGAUCCCGGCCACCGUCGCCUCACCUCGGAAGCUACGGGUAUCCCCAGCCGACACGGCCGAGCUCGAUGCUGGCACGCCGUCGUCCCCGGCCGACGCGUCGCGGCCGACCACCUUCUUCGAGGUGGACCGGCCGCUUCGGCCGCCACCGGGCAGCUCCGGCCCGUGCUCCACGCUCCUGCUCUCCAGCUCCUUCGGGUUCACCUUCACCAAGCCGCCCGCCACCGCCGCGUACUCACCGCCGCCCUGCCUCGUCGCGGAGGGCAGCAGUGCCUCGGCGAUCUCGCUGGCCGUCCUCGAGUGGCGCGCCACCUGCCAGGGAGUGCAGUUCGACAGGAUCUUCGGCGUCUGGCUCGGCGGCGCCGAGCUGCUUCGCAGCUGCACCGCCGAGCCGCGGCCGAACGGCAUCGUCUGGUCCGUCUCCAAGGACAUCACCAAGUACGCGUCCCUCCUCGCCGCCGGCAACUCCACCCUCGCCGUUUACCUCGGGAACCUCGUCAACAGCCAGUACACCGGCGUGUACUACGCCAACGUGACGCUCCACCUCUACUUCCGGCGCGCGCCUACGAGGACGCCGCCGCCGCCGGCCACGGCGCCCGCCGACGUCAUCGUCCCCAUGUCGAGAGGCCUGCCUCUGAACGACGGGCUGUGGUACCAGGUGCAGAACGCCACUGACGUCCAGUCCACGAGCGUCACCUUGCCACCGAACGCCUACCGCGCGGUUCUUGAAGUCUACGCCUCGUCCCACGGGGACGACGAGUUCUGGUACACGAACACACCAGGCGCCGCCAACGGCCCAUUCCGCGAGGUCACCGUUCGCGUCGACGGGGUUCUAGCUGGCGCCGCGUGGCCGUUCCCUGUCAUAUACACCGGCGGCAUCUACCCCCUCCUAUGGCGGCCCAUCACCGCCAUCGGCUCGUUCAACCUCCCGACCUACGACAUCGAGCUGACGCCUUUGCUGGGCAAGCUGUUGGACGGCAAGGCGCACGAGUUCGGGUUCGCGGUGACCAACGCGCUGGACAUGUGGUACGUCGACGCCAACCUCCACCUCUGGCUGGACCCCGGGAGCGCGGCCACGACGGCAGGCCUCAUCGCCUACGUCGCGCCGGAGUUAGUGGUGAACACGACGACGUCAGUGCAGUCCGGCGGCGACACGACGUACCACACGACGGCGAGCCGCCAAAUCUCGGCGACCGGAUGGGUGAGGUCGUCGCACGGGAACCUCACGACGAACGCCACGCGGACGUUCACGUUCGACAACACCAACGCCAUCAGCGACGGCACCGCGGAGACGGUGAACCAGACCACCGUCACGCAUGACGGCAUCUUCGCCACGGACCGCCGCACCGGCGUCGUGUACUACGCGGUUUGGGCGCGCCAGGACUUCCCGCUCUACCUGGACUCCGAGACGGAUCGCGUGACCGUGACGCACGGGCUGGACGUGACGACGGUGUCCGCCGGUCGGUGGUCGUCGGGGCCCCGGUACCGGUCGCUGCGCACCACGCAGAGCAGCGUCGUGGAAGAGGUGGAGCGGCGACGCGGGAACGGAGUGUCGUGGGGCACGCGGCAGACGUACAGGUACGAGGCCGCCGACGGGUGCUACUUCAGGAACGUGACCAGCAGCGGUUACAGCAUCGCGUCGGACCAGUCUAAUGAGGUGUGCGCCAAGGGCGGGGCCCCUGCCGGAGUUGGCGGCGUGACGGCGGCGCUACGGGCGGCGUCCGCAGCGGACGAGGCUGGGCUCGUCCGGAACUGA